Molecule: messenger RNA, 2719 nt
Organism: Anthonomus grandis grandis
Lineage: Eukaryota; Metazoa; Arthropoda; Insecta; Coleoptera; Curculionidae
Product: pyrokinin-1 receptor-like
Exons: 6
Coding region: 393-1961 (522 amino acids)
Biological process (GO): neuropeptide signaling pathway
Cellular component (GO): plasma membrane
Molecular function (GO): neuromedin U receptor activity
Source: RefSeq, a predicted model, not a curated record
GUUAAAUGAGCGAAGAGAACCGACACUGUUGUGGCGCGUAGUCGGGACACGCGCUUAUUCGGUUCUCGCGCUUUGUCCGGUGAAAAUCGCGAAAUUUUACGCGUUGUCACCCGCGAACUUUUCAUAACAUUUUUUUAGUAACUCACUUGAUUAACGUUUGUCUAUUUUGUGAUUGUAAAAAUUAAUUAGGUGGUACUUUUGAACUGUUUACGAAGUUUGUUAUUGGAUUGAGUAGUUUUUACUUUUGUUUGGAUCAGCAUGCCGCAGACUUUCUUGAUACCACAACAAAUAUUCACCCAAAAACAAGACAAUCAUGUCAGAAGAUUCACCAUAAUAGAAAAUCAAAGUACCUUGUUCUAACUACAAAAAGAAAAAAAUAACUAGUAACCAACAUGUCGUCAACCGAAGAGCUCCUCUUCACCGAAGAGAAGAUUUUCUACCACACCACCCACUCGUCCUCCCUAAACCUGACGUCACUUAACCAAUCUGCUGAAUACCAGGAUAACCUCUAUCCACUAGAACUAGUGAUCCCCUUUACGACAGUUUACGCGAUCAUAUUCCUCACAGGAGUAAUCGGCAACAUAAGUACUUGUAUAGUGAUCGCGAAGAAUAAAAGUAUGCACACCGCUACUAACUAUUAUUUGUUCAGUUUGGCUGUGUCGGACAUGUUACUUUUGAUUUCUGGAUUGCCGCCAGAAAUGUACCGGAUUUGGAGCCCUGACACUUAUAUUUUUGGACACGUGAUUUGUUUCCUUCAAGGAUUCAGUGCCGAAACUUCAGCUAAUGCUACUGUGUUAACCAUCACCGCGUUUACAGUAGAACGUUACCUAGCAAUAUGCCAUCCUUUUUUGGCACACACCAUGUCCAAAUUAUCCAGAUGCGUCCGGAUCAUUUUAAUGAUUUGGAUCGUAGCACUAACGCUAGCCGUCCCUCAAGCUAUCCAGUUCGGGAUACAAGUAAGAGUGGAAGAAACCGGCAAACAGGUCAGCGAGUGCAAUUUGGUCUCGACGAUAUUCACUCAUGCGUUCGAGGUGUCUACUUUGGUGUUUUUCGUCGCCCCGAUGACCCUAAUUACGGUACUUUACAUUUUAAUUGGUAGACAGCUAAAGCAAUCAACAGCAAAGCGACCGUCGCUCACUCAGCACAGUAGCAGCUGCACACCGUCACGCUAUUCUAGUCAUUUUGGCAAUAAUGAUGCGGCAAAGAAGCGCAGACAGACGCAGGCGCAAAAUAGGGUGGUAAAGAUGUUAAUUGCUGUGGUAGCGGCCUUCUUCAUCUGCUGGGCCCCCUUUCACGCUCAGCGACUGUUAGCUGUGUACUUAGCUGGGGCAUCCAAAGAAGCUCAGGAUGCCUAUUUUCAAGUGUAUUUGUAUUUAAUGUAUACCAGCGGUGUGCUGUACUACUUGUCGACGUGCAUCAAUCCGCUGUUGUACCAUAUUAUGUCCAAUAAGUACCGAAAUGCAUUUAAGAAAACAUUCCACAACAUUUGCAAACGGAGUAGCCGUUCGAAAAACUACAUCGAAGCCCCGCUACGUAGCAAAACAUUGAAAAAGUACCCGGAGAAUUUUUUAGGGGAAGCUGUGCAUCUAGCCCAAACGGCCGAUGCGAGAACUUCCUCUAACCGGAACUGGUGUAAACAUUCCGUGGCCAAACUCACCCCCGAAACAAGUCAAACCAGCUUUUCCAGUUCGAAAAUCGAAACGUCGCAGGCCCUCCUCAGGAACGAUCUGAUUUGCAACGGCGUCCUUGCACCGGAUAACUCUGCUACCUGUGCUGCUUUUAAAGUGAGGUUCUUGAAACUGUUUAAGACUGGACUGACUCAGGGUUACGUAAACCAGAACAGAUUGAAUAAGCAGGGUUCGAAUACUAUAAGUAAUUCCAGUUUGAAAGAUACAGAUGAAAUGGAUUUGGUGUGUGCCGAUUUGGUCAAGCAAAUGAAACAGGUUAACGAUGUACUUUAAGGUGUACUUAAAUGAGAUCUAGUAACACCUUUUCAGCUAAAUAUAAUUUUUUUAUUAUUGGCUUAUUCUACAAAGAUCUUUUAAUUGGCCACUCACCGUACAUCACUAAACCUACAUCCUUUCAUAUAAGUAAAAGUAGCCAAUCAUUUUUAGAAACUGCUAUCUACCAUAAGUUUUUAUAUUAAUUUGCAUUAAGACUGAUUUAUUGUUUUUUAUAUAUAUAUAAGUUUAAACUUAGGCUAUGUCUGUCAAGAGAUGCUCUGUAGCACAUUUAAUGAAUAAAAUGUUGUGUAAAAAAGUCUAUAUGAAGUAGAUUUGCUCUAAAAAAUGUACAUUAUAUUAUACAGGGUGUUUUUAGAAGCUGGGUGGAAAGCCUUAUAAAGAGAAUAAACUAUUUUUUACAAUUUUUGUAAUAACUUUUUAUAAAAUUGUUUAAUCACCUUUUUUAUAUUAUCUAUAAUUCCUUUAAGGCUAUGCACCCAACUACCAAAUAUCCUGUAUAAAUGUUUCAGUAAAGAUAGUCAUUAUAUGUUAAUUAGAUCUUCUUAAGCUUGUAAUGAAUGUUAAUUUUAACCUAGUCAAUAAAAAACAGUGAUAAAUCACAGUACUACCCAAAUUUUUUUAUUUAGAUUUUUAAGUUGUAAAAUAAAAAGUUAGUUUCUUAAAUUAUACAUUAUUAUCACGGUACUGGCAUAUUGUCAAAAAUUAAAAAUAAGGCUUGUGAAUUUCUGUGGGCUAUUAUUGUUGUCUUAUAUUUU